AUGCCCAUUAAGAGCAUAUGCUAUUUAGAUGAAAAUGAUGAGAUUCUUUUUUUCUAUUCUACAGAAAAAAGUGAUGAAAUAUCCUCCCGAUUUUCGACAUAUUCUACCCUUAAUAAUAUUAAAAAAAUAAUUGAAAAUGAGCAGAAAUGUGACCCAUAUUUGGGGUAUGUAGGACUAAACCUUUCUUUAUUUAGUUCAUAUAAAAAUUAUGCAUAUGUAAUUACAAUUAUAAAUCUUAAAAUUAUAUUAACAAUUGAUGAUAACAAAAAUAUAUACACUGAUAAUGUCAUUAGAUCCCUAUUUGUAAAAUUGCAUCAAUUUUAUUCUGAUGCGGUUUGCAACCCUUUCUACACUAAUCAUUUAGAAAGCGAAACCUUUUUGAAAAAAAUAAAAAUGUUAAUAGAAUCAUCCUAA
Messenger RNA from Plasmodium yoelii, 414 nucleotides. Its product is annotated as trafficking protein particle complex subunit 2-like protein, putative. Lineage: Eukaryota; Apicomplexa; Aconoidasida; Haemosporida; Plasmodiidae. Gene Ontology annotation, cellular component: nucleus; TRAPP complex; cytoplasm. The transcript is spliced from 4 exons. Gene Ontology annotation, biological process: endoplasmic reticulum to Golgi vesicle-mediated transport. The record is from RefSeq and is a predicted model, not a curated record. Bases 1 to 414 code for a protein of 137 amino acids.